Magnolia sinica is the source of this 1164-nucleotide messenger RNA. RefSeq names its product alpha-soluble NSF attachment protein. Gene Ontology annotation, biological process: SNARE complex disassembly; intracellular protein transport. Lineage: Eukaryota; Viridiplantae; Streptophyta; Magnoliopsida; Magnoliales; Magnoliaceae. The transcript is spliced from 9 exons. Gene Ontology annotation, cellular component: vacuolar membrane; SNARE complex. Gene Ontology annotation, molecular function: syntaxin binding; soluble NSF attachment protein activity. The record is from RefSeq and is a predicted model, not a curated record. The coding region runs from base 128 to 1000 and encodes 290 amino acids.
CUUUAUUCCAUCUCCACCCACCGCCAACACCACCAUUUGCAACCCUUCUCUUCUCUCCAUCUCUGCAACUGCUGCGCUGCCAAAAGGAGAGAAUCGGAAGGGCAAAAGGGUAGCAAAAAGGAAAACGAUGGGCGAUCAGAUAGGGAGGGGAGAGGAAUUCGAGAAGAAGGCCGAGAAGAAGCUGACCGGCUGGUCUUUGUUCGGGUCCGGCAAAUACGAAGACGCUGCUGAUUUAUACGAUAAGUCCGCUAAUUGCUACAAACUCUCCAAAUCCUGGGAAAAAGCUGGAGCGGUGUACAUCAAAUUGGCUAAUUGUCAUUUGAAGUCAGAAAGCAAGCAUGAAGCUGCUUCGGCCUAUGUGGAUGCAGCAAACUGUUACAAGAAAAUAUCCCCCCAAGAAGCUAUAUCUUGCUUAAAUCAGGCCAUGAAUCUGUUCUUGGAGAUUGGGAGAUUAAACAUGGCUGCAAGAUACUGCAAGGAAAUUGGUGAAUUAUAUGAGACUGAACAAGACUUUGAACGGUCGAUGGAUUACUUUGAACGUGCCGCCGAUCUUUUCCAAAGUGAAGAAGUGACUACAUCUGCAAACCAGUGCAAGCAGAAGGUUGCACAAUUUGCUGCUCAACUGGAACAAUAUCCUAAGGCGGUUGAGAUUUUUGAAGCGAUAGCCAAGCAUUCGAUGAACAACAAUCUUCUGAAGUACAGUGUUAAAGGAAUUCUCCUCAAUGCUGGCCUCUGCCAGCUUUGCAGGGGCGAUGUUGUUGCAAUAACAAACUCAUUAGAGCGAUACGAGGAAAUGGAUCCGACCUUUUCAGGGACGCGUGAACACAAGUUUUUAGCUGAUUUAGCUGCGGCAAUUGAUGAAGAAGAUGUUGAGAAGUUCACUAGCGUGAUCAAGGAGUUCGAUAGCAUGACCCGGCUGGAUGCUUGGAAAACCUCUCUACUCUUGAAAGCGAAGAAUGCACUGAAAGCCAAAGAAGAAGAAGAGGAUGAUCUUACCUAAGUCUUCUCUCUGUCUUUCACUCCAUGCUUUCGGUUUGUAUUUUACUAAUUUGCAUCAUGAUGUGGUGGAACUCUCUUGCCCCUUCUUUCACCUAUUAAUAUGAUUGAUCAUUUGUAUCUACCUUGGUUUGGGAUAUCACUAUUUAGAUAGAUUGGAUUCGCUUU